CCCACCCUAAACCCUCAUCUCAUUUCCUCACUCACUCUUCCCCAGUCCCCCAAAAAUGGUUCAAACCCUAAUCCGAGCAAUUGCCAUGGCCACCGCCACCACCACCGCAACCGCUCGCCACCCCACAAUCUCUCUCCUCGUACCCAAACGCCUCUUCUCCACUUCCAAAUUCACCAAUCCCCCUUCCAUCCCAGCCCUCAUGCUCGGCCGUCGAUCCCUUGCCCCUAUCUCCCACGCCGUCCGAUUCCCUACCCCUACCACCCGCUACAUUCCGAUCCGCUGCCGGGUCAACCGAUCUGGCGGUUCUUACUCGCCCCUCAACUCGGGUUCGAACUUCAGCGACCGUCCACCCACUGAAAUGGCCCCGCUUUUUCCUGGUUGUGACUACGAGCACUGGCUCAUCGUCAUGGAUAAGCCCGGCGGCGAGGGUGCUACAAAGCAGCAGAUGAUCGAUUGUUAUGUUCAGACCCUGGCCAAGGUCGUCGGGAGCGACGAAGAAGCAAAGAAGAAGAUAUACAAUGUCUCUUGUGAGAGGUAUUUUGGUUUUGGUUGUGAGAUUGAUGAGGAGACCUCGAAUAAGCUUGAAGGCUUGCCGGGUGUUCUUUUUGUUCUUCCGGAUUCAUAUGUUGAUCCCGAGUACAAAGACUACGGUGCUGAGUUGUAUGUGAAUGGAGAAAUUGUUCAAAGAUCACCUGAGAGGCAGAGGAGGGUGGAGCCGCAGCCCUCGAGAGCUCAGGACAGACCAAGAUACAAUGACAGAACCCGUUAUGUGCGCCGAAGGGAAAAUGUCCGGUGAAAUAAACGGAAGGCUAGCAAUGUAAAUAUCUUGGUGAAAAGGCGAUUAUGCCAAAGUUUGCUUAGUAGCUGAACCUUUGUUUAUCAUUGUCUGCUGUUUUUAAACCCUUGAGUUCGUGAUGAACCUUCAAGGCUAUAAACUAUUCCAAACCUUGAACAAUAUUAGUUGUUUUGUGCAAUUUCAGACUAUUUAUUAAUUUUCUCA
Pyrus x bretschneideri (Chinese white pear) is the source of this 1000-nucleotide messenger RNA. Its product is annotated as multiple organellar RNA editing factor 2, chloroplastic. Gene Ontology annotation, biological process: mitochondrial mRNA modification; cytidine to uridine editing. The coding region runs from base 56 to 796 and encodes 246 amino acids. Gene Ontology annotation, cellular component: mitochondrion. The record is from RefSeq and is a predicted model, not a curated record. NCBI's taxonomy places the organism in Eukaryota, Viridiplantae, Streptophyta, Magnoliopsida, Rosales, Rosaceae. The transcript has 4 exons.